AGAAGCCUCUCGCGGCAGCGAAGCAACGUGCUGGUGCCCCUCCCCCUCUGGUUACCGCGGAGGGGUUGGGGGGGGGGAGACAACGGGCCAUGGCCGGGGCAGGCUCCUUCUCGGGUCAACUGCCACAGUCAAAGCCUCUAAACAUCUCCACAUCUGCCUCCACAAGACGGCGAAAGUUAAUUCUGCCAUAUUGGUCUCCCCCGAAGAAGUCCCGCUUGCCCAGGGCCGUCUUGCGCUGGCUUCAAAGCAUGGAUCUCACUUUUUCCCCCAAGAAUAUCAACAGAGAUUUUUCCAACGGCUUCCUACUUGCAGAAAUAUUCAGUAUCCAUUAUCCACGGGAUCUUAAACUGGCAGCUUUUGGGAAUGGAACUUCCAUAAGAACCAAAUUGGCUAAUUGGUCACAGCUGGAAAGUUUUUUUGCAAAAAAGCAUUUGAAAAUACCCAAAGAAUUAAUUCAUGGGACACUUCACUGUAAACCUGGAGUACCAGAAAUAUUGAUACAAGAAGUCUAUAUGUUACUGACAAAACAAGAAGUUAAAAGUAUCCAAGAUGACUAUGUGAACUUCACAGAUUGUAACUACCAGAUAAAUAUGCCACUGGUGCCCAAAGCCACCGUUUCAUCAUUUAUCAAGAGUAACAUUCGGUUAACUGAAUUACUAAGCAAUCCCAAUAUACUUAGUAAUCAACUUAAAAUUGACUUUCUAUGUGUCUUACAAAUGUUACAGAGAAGACUGAGUAGAAAACUCCAUCCAAAGUGGUUUGAUAUCAAACCUACAAUAGGAGAACUUUCUCUUCCUCCUGCCAAAAGGACUAACAGUCUUGCAAAAAGUAUCUUGGUAAAGGAUAAAUGUGCUGCUACGGUACUAGAGAAAGACAGCAAUGAAACCCAGGUUAGAGAAAUUCAUGUGAAACAAGGAGACAAAGAGGCAUUUGAAGCCAGUGUUGAUCCCAACAAAUAUCUGGAAAUACCUUUAAUUAAAUCUGUCAGCUUUGGAGAAACAAACACCACACGAAAGAUAAUCUGA
This is a messenger RNA of Gracilinanus agilis (Agile Gracile Mouse Opossum), 1025 nucleotides long. RefSeq names its product spermatogenesis associated 4 (gene SPATA4). The transcript has 6 exons. Gene Ontology annotation, biological process: negative regulation of execution phase of apoptosis; regulation of cytoskeleton organization. The coding region runs from base 90 to 1025 and encodes 311 amino acids. NCBI's taxonomy places the organism in Eukaryota, Metazoa, Chordata, Mammalia, Didelphimorphia, Didelphidae. Gene Ontology annotation, molecular function: microtubule binding. Gene Ontology annotation, cellular component: axoneme. The record is from RefSeq and is a predicted model, not a curated record.